This is a messenger RNA of Ectocarpus sp. CCAP 1310/34, 1706 nucleotides long. NCBI's taxonomy places the organism in Eukaryota, Phaeophyceae, Ectocarpales, Ectocarpaceae. The record is from the annotation of a GenBank genome assembly.
UCCACUCUGUACGCAACCUUCUGCCCGAUUUCAUUGUGCAAAGGAGCGUGUUGUUGGCGCAUUCGGAGGUCAAGACCGAAUUGGUAGAGAAGGUGAUUCUGACUGCCUGGGCGGAGACGGUUGCCGCUAGGAAGAGGGCGUCGGAGAGCGUGGGGGCGUAUGCCCUCGUCACUGGCGGUGAUAACCGUGGUGGCGGGGGCGGGAACAUGGGGGAUAGGGGGAAGACGAGAGGGCAACGGAGGACGGCAGAGCGGCAACAACAGCAACAAACGCAGCAGCCACAGCAGCAGCAUCAGCCGUACUUCGACCAGCAGCAACAGCGGGGUUGGGGAGGUCCCUCGGGCGGCCAAGGUGCGAGCUACGGCGGAAGGCACGGGCCCCAGCAUGGGGGCCGGGGCUUUUCUCGAGGAGGACGUCAUCAGCAGCAGCCGGCAGGAGGAAGAUUCGGGGGGCGUGGGACCGCUUCCGGUGGGAGGGGCAGGGGCCCUUUUCACCAGGGACCGCCGGGCAGCAACCUCCCCGCCUACCCUGUACCCUAGCGGGGCUACGACUACAGCGCCUACUCCCCCCACAUGUACCGCCCGCAGGGAAAUGAACCUCCCAUCCACCCGAAUGACCCUCGCAAGCGGUCCGCGACUUAAUUGGCUUUNGGCCGGCCACGCCGCUCGUCUCGAGGCACGCCGCCUGUUCCCCAAGAUCGACCUCACCCCCGGCUUCGGACGCGAUGGCGAGCGACUUUGGCUAGAGUCGUGUCACUGGGCUGCCGGCGGCUUCAACCGUUCUCCGACCAAGGCAAACGUCGGGUACAAGUCGCCGCACGAGCUCUUCACCGGCCACCCGCCCCCGCUCCAGAUCGUCCCGUUCUUACAGCCGGGGUACAUGCGUGUGAUGCGCGCGCGGAAGAUGGAUCCCCAGGCAGUGCUGUGCUGCUACCUCAAGAACGGCGACAACCAUCACGACUCGGUGGUCAAGGUCCUCAAGUUUGCGACGGGGCGCGUGUGCAUGACGAACAACGUCGUGCGGGUCUCCGACCGCGCGCCGUUGCUGACCCCGUCGCUGGAGAUGCCGGCGCCGGCGGGCGAGGGGGGGGAUUCGGAUGUCGCCGCCGCACCGUUUUUAAUAGAGUACAUUUCACCGCCUCUGUUACUCCCCUCACCAUUCGUCCGAUAUCCCACUUCACCCGCUGCCAUAUCCUCACAGGCGCCGCCGGCAACUUCCACAUCACCAUCGCCGGCGGCGCCGUCUACCGCAGCCACACCAUCGCCACCGGUCACCGCGCCGCCUGCAUUGCCACCGUUCACCACCACCGCGCCGCCUGCCACGCCGCUCGCCGUCGUGCCACUGCCUCCCGCCGUCGCGCCGCCCGGUGCCGCGCCAUCGACCAACAUGCCGCCGCUCACUACAAGGACCAUCCGUGAACUGGACGUGGGGCGCGGGGACAUGAGGGUUUCUUGGCGCACGAGGGCAGCCGCUAAGGACCAAGGGGGGGGGCGGGCGUCGUCAAUGCCGCUCCUCUCUGCCGGGGCCAAUCGAGAGCUGGACAUGGGACGAGAGACGCGGGUGCCAAUGAGAUUGAGGGGUCGGGAGGUGCGUUUCCAGGAUGGGGGGCCCGAGCGGUCGACGUCACCUGGCGGGAGCGGCGAUGCUCCCGCCCACCGCUUCGGACUUGUAUCCCUGCAGGACAAGGCAACGCUCCUGUCGACUCU